Solanum verrucosum is the source of this 1954-nucleotide messenger RNA. RefSeq lists its product as uncharacterized. NCBI's taxonomy places the organism in Eukaryota, Viridiplantae, Streptophyta, Magnoliopsida, Solanales, Solanaceae. The record is from RefSeq and is a predicted model, not a curated record. The transcript is spliced from 4 exons. The coding region runs from base 8 to 1954 and encodes 648 amino acids.
AGAUAAAAUGAAUUCAGUCAAAAGAAAGGAACAAAAAUCAACUUCAUGCAGAAUGAGUGAAGUACCUAGAGUACAAACACCAUCGAAACAACUUGCCGAUGAAGCCCUUUCUCAAAGAAAUCAUUUUUUUCCAGUUGUAGAUGCAGUAAAAGAUGAAGUGGUUGAAAUAGAGGAAAAUGAGAAAGUAGUGCAAGGAGAUGGAAAUGAGGAAGUAGCUCUCGGAGGAGGAGGAGAAAGUAGUUCGAGGUCUAGAGCCAUAGGGAAAGAAGUAGGGGAAAGGUCGACGACUGAUGUUGAUUUUAGAUCAGAAGUCCAACAUAGCAUCCCUUCAACUCCUGGAUUUGUCAAAACUUUCAGUAUUGACAAGUUUCAAGUGAAGAUGCCCAUUGAUGAUGAUACAAAUUUUGGUGAUUCUGUUGUUAAAUCUGUGAUGGGAAAAGUAUUUGAUAAAUUCAAGGUGAUAUUGAAGGAGCAAAAGUUGGAGACUUUCUUUAGGUCUAGCUGUUUUGGGUUGUAUCUUGAUCUUCCUGAGAAUAAUAAUGCACGUUUUCAAAUGACUAUGGUCUAUGGUCUUUUGAAACGUAGGAUUCUAUAUGAGGAUGAGGAAAAAAAAGAUGAGAUCUGGAUAAACUAUUGUGGCAUGCCAAUAUGUUUUGGUAUUAAAGAAUUUGCCAUAAUUACUGGACUUAGAUGUCAUCAUGCUGUUCAGCCUCUUCCUAUUGUUAAGCCAAAGAGUACAACCAACAAAACAAAGAAAGUCGAAGGCAAAGAAAAAAUAGCUGAUGAUGAUGACUUGGUGGACAUUGUUGGUAAGAGCUACAAAAGCACAAAUUUGCUCAAAGAUCUGGAGUCUAAAACACUUUCAAGGAAGCACAAAGAGUCAUUGUGCUUAGUUUGGUUCGUGCAUGCUAUUCUAUGGGCCAAAGACACCAACCAAAUCAUACCAGCUAGUUUGUUAAAGUUAUCUCGGGAUCGUGAGGAAUUCAACAACUAUCCAUGGGGUCACGAAAGCUACAAUUUAACUGUAAAAUAUUUGUUGCAAAAGUUAACACCCAAAACAAUCAAUCUAUAUGGUUUUCCUUGGGCUUUCAUGGCUUGGGCAUUUGAAGCCAUUCCUCACCUCCGACAGCAAGUCAAGGACUACUCUGAAAAGGUUUCUUAUCCAAGGAUCCUUAGAUGGUUGUCUGCCAAGAACAACAUAAAAGUGAAUGCUGUUGACUUGUUCACCCCUCCUGAUGAUGCAAUUGUGCAUCCGUGGCUUAUCCCUACUGAGCUAGAAUCAACGAUGCCAUUCCUUCUUACUUUAGGAUUUGUGAGAACUUUACCUGAUCCUAAGGUUAUUGAUAGGAUUAAAAGAGAAUUGGAUGGAGCUACAUCCAUCAAAAGGGAAGCACUGGGGGGUGGUGAGGAGGCUGUUCGUGCUGUUGGUGAUCCCGUAGGUGAUGUCGGUGGUGGUUUUGAUGGUAGUGGUGGUGGUGAUGAGCUUGAUGAUGUUGCUCAUUAUUCAGUUUCUGAAAAAGGAAUUGACCAUGAUGAUGGUCACAACAUUGGUGAUUUUGGUGUUAGUGAAUAUGGUGGAUUCACACCAUUUAGACCGCGCGCAACAACACCUCCAUACAAAUCGAGGCUACAAACAUCUGUUGGUGUUGCCUCCUCUAGCUUAUGUUUUACUUGUCAAUGCAAGGGCUGCAAUGAAAGACAUACUGAAAUAGUUAAUCGUAUCCAUGCAUUGACUGAAGCUGUAAAUAGUCUGGCACCGAAAAGGGGUAUCAAUCCAUCUAAGAGGGUUUCAAACUCCUGCAUUCCCAUUGAGAUUAGGAGGAGGAAGAGGGCAAUUUCAAACGCAUUGUCAAGUAUCAAAGUAAUUAGAAAAGUUGUCAAUCCACUUCCUCAUAAUGUUCGGUCAGCUGUCCAGCUUAAGCUUCAAAAGGUGCGACCUUCGGAAGCUGAAUAG